Pungitius pungitius (ninespine stickleback) is the source of this 1079-nucleotide messenger RNA. RefSeq names its product hatching enzyme 1.2-like. Gene Ontology annotation, molecular function: metalloendopeptidase activity; zinc ion binding. The record is from RefSeq and is a predicted model, not a curated record. NCBI's taxonomy places the organism in Eukaryota, Metazoa, Chordata, Actinopteri, Perciformes, Gasterosteidae. Bases 39 to 824 code for a protein of 261 amino acids. The transcript is spliced from 9 exons. Gene Ontology annotation, biological process: proteolysis.
ACUUACUCUCUGUUAAGGCAUUGAGGUCAGUUGCAGCCAUGUUGGUCUCCUCUUGGUCUCUCGUGAGCCUGCUGCUGGUGUCCUCUUGCUGGGCCGAGGAGGAAACCUCCAGGGAGCUUUCUGUGAGCGAGCUGCUGGAGAGAGCUAACAGAGACCGCAACCCCGACUCGGACGAGCCCAUCCUGAUCGGAGGCGACAUUGCUAUCAAGUCUGAGGCCGAGAGGAACGCCGACCCCUGCACCUCCAGAGACUGCCUUUGGAAGAAGUGGACCGAUGGAAAGGUCUACAUCCCCUACUACAUCGCCAACCACUACUCCUCCCGAGAGCAGUCCAUCAUCAUUCGUGGACUGGAGUCCUUCUCCUCGAUGUCCUGCAUCCGUUUCAGGCCCUACCAGAACGGAGACCACGAGUGGCUGAGCAUCGAGUCCAGGGACGGCUGCUACUCGUUCGUGGGUCGUCAGGGCGGCGCUCAGACUGUGUCUCUGAGCCGUCAGGGCUGCCUGUACCACGGCACCGUCCAGCACGAGUUGCUCCACGCUCUGGGCUUCAACCACGAGCAGACCCGCUCCGACAGGGACAACCACAUCAGGGUGCAGUGGGAAAACAUCAUCGAGGGCAUGAAGUACAACUUCGACAAGAUUGCCACCCUGAAUCAGGGAACUGCUUACGACUACGGCUCCGUCAUGCAAUACGAGAAGUACGCCUUCUCCAAGAACAACCAGCCCACCAUGGUGCCCAUUCCUAACAGCAACGUGUCCUUUGGCCAGGCCACCCAGAUGAGCCAGCAUGACAUCGCCAGGCUCAACAGGCUGUACCAGUGCUAAACUGCAUUUGAGCUUUGCCCCGCCUCCCUGAUGACAUCAUGAGCACAGCGAUGAAACACAUGAGGUGUUUUGCAGCCCGCUGGUUCUACUGUUUGAUAAUGGAGUGACAAAAGGCAUGGGCACUUUGUAGAUUAAGAUGUUCACUUAAAAAUACCCUUUCAUUUCGAUCCUCAUGUCACAUAAAACAAUGUCAACAAUUGUAUAUCUUUUGAUCCAAAAAUAAAGCAUCUUAUUACUAUUCUUUGGAUUUCAUGC